AUGGCGGCGCCGGCUGCCCCGCCGCGCUUCGGGCCGCUGCAGCUGCUGCUGGCGGCGGCGGGGACGGCAGCGGCGGUGCUGGACGUCUGCGCCGACGGGUGGGUGGCGGCGGAGUACGCGCGGGGCGGGCACCCCGGCUGGGCCGCGCUGGCGCUGGCGCUGCUGGCCGCCGCCUCGGUCGCCACCCAGGCCUGCAGCUGGCUCUGGCUCCGCUCCGACCCGCCCGCCCUGCGCCCCGCCGUGCCCCCGUGGCUGCUCGCCGCCCUCCACCUCCUCCAGCUCGGCUUCCUCUUCAGGUGCCUCCACGCUCUGAGGGUGGGCUGGAAGGUGUGCUGGACAAAGGCGGCGGUGGAGGAGGAGGAGCAGAACCGCAUGGCCUUCCUCUCCCACGACAUCAGCAUGCUGCGCCUCUUCGAGACCUUCUUGGAGAACACCCCGCAGCUCACCCUGCUCCUCUACGUUAUCCUGCGCACGAACAAGGCAGAGCCCUCCCAGGGACUGGGGAUCUGUACUGCGUUCCUGUGUGUGACCUGGUCUCUGCUGGACUACCACCAGUCCCUGCGCUCCUUCUUGCAGGACAAGUACGAGCUGAGCCUGGGCUCCUCCAUCAUCUACUUCCUGUGGAACCUCUUCCUCAUCUGCCCCCGCAUCCUCGUGGUCACCCUCUUUGCCCUGCUCUGGCCCUACAGCGUGGCUGUCCACUUCCCGCUCGUGUGGCUGGCGAUGUUCCUCUGGGUCAGCCUGCAGGACACGGACUUCAUGGAGUCACCCGGCCCCGAGCAGCUCUACCGGGCCAUGGUAGCUGUGAUCCUCUACUUCAGCUGGUUCAACGUGGCGCAAGGGAGGACGCUGUACCGCAGCAUCAUCUAUCACGGCUUCAUCCUGGUGGACAGCACGCUGCUGGUCCUGUCCUGGCUCUGGUGCCGGUUCCCCUCGGACGAGCACUCGUACCUUAUCCCAGUGGUCUCCGCCGCCCUGCCCUGCUACCUGCUGGGGCUGGCGCUGAGAGUCACCUACUACAAGUGGCUGCACCCCAAUGUGCGGGCACAGCAAGAGGGUGGCUAUGAUGAGGUGGAUGCCAACGGGAGGAGCAACGGGCUGGAGUUUCGCUCGCUGUCGGUGCCAGACCUUGUGAACAGGCGGAUGCAGUGGCUGGCCCAGGCACAGUUCCCGGUCUCCCGGCCGGUGGGGCAGCACUUCCUGAAUGGGGCUGCUGCUGUUGAGUCUGCUGUCUGAGGCCGGCUCCUCCGAAGUGACUUGCCAGGGAGACAGAUUUGUUAGUCCUGCUCCUGGUUCUGCCCCCAGGCUGUUGUUUUGGGCAGCUGGAGGGACCUGGCGAUGUGUAAGCACCUGCAAGUCCCAUGGCACACAGCACAGCUCCCAUGGCUGUGCCCUCGGUGAGAGUCACAGUGUUCGUGGGGG
This is a messenger RNA of Gavia stellata (red-throated loon), 1422 nucleotides long. It is a transcript of the gene XKR8, whose product is annotated as XK related 8. The record is from RefSeq and is a predicted model, not a curated record. The transcript has 3 exons. Gene Ontology annotation, cellular component: plasma membrane. Gene Ontology annotation, biological process: phosphatidylserine exposure on apoptotic cell surface; apoptotic process involved in development; engulfment of apoptotic cell. The coding region runs from base 1 to 1236 and encodes 411 amino acids. NCBI's taxonomy places the organism in Eukaryota, Metazoa, Chordata, Aves, Gaviiformes, Gaviidae.